ACUUCCUGUUUUGUUUUUCUUUCGCUCUGUGUCCACUCGGCUCGGGUCGAUAUGGAAGAAUUUUCAAGGCGUGGAGACACCCACAGCCUCACCGUGAAGAAACACGGUCCUUUCGGCCACGGGUGGACCUUAUAAAGCGAACACAAGCAGCGGGCAGCGGUCACACCUGCCGCGGGGCUUCAGACACCUUACUCCGCCUCUGAGUCCCCGCGACAUGGCUCUGAGCUCGGGAGGCUGGGCUGCUCCAGCCCCGGUCUCUGCCUCAUCCCAGCAGACUGCAUGCGGUGGUCCCGCGCUCACGGCUUGCUGCAGCACCGUAUUAAUGUCAGUCCGGGUCUCGGUGUGCCAUUCCGGGAUCCGGCCCUUGUGCCUCCCCGGAGCUGGAAGCGAGGCUCUGCGGCUGCAGCUCAGCAUGGACCCGAGCCGGGCCGGAGAGUUCCGACUAGCGCUGAGAGACACGAGCGGAAACCGCAGUGUGUUCAUUGCAGAGUUUGACCUGCGCUUGGUGCAGUAUGAGGUCAAGUCCUCACGCUGCCAUGAGAUGCGUCUUGCUGCUCCGCCCCAUGACUGCAUCCGCUUCAACUUCCGCUGCGACCGGGAAGCCGAGGAGUGGGCCACAGUGGUGAUGUCAUCACUAAGAGAGGCACACAGAGUUGCAAAUAUCAAUACAUGUGAAUCAGACGGCAGACAUAGCAGCACAACAGCAGCUUCUACCGAGCAGUGGAGCUCAGCCUCACUGCCGCUCACUGAGGAGCUGUGCCUGGAGCUCGCCAGGGCGAUCGAAGCAGGGGACACUCAGGCAGCCUCACAGCACGCCGCUGCGAUGGCCCAGCAGAAAGCAGCGCUGACGAUUCAACUGACAGAGAAGAACUACACAGACGGAGAGAUCAGUUUAUCUGUAGUCGUGGAGGAUGUUUCGUCAUCCUGUUGUGUCACAGUCAAAGUCUUUCCUUACAUGAAUGUGGCUGCACUCAAGCAACAGGUGUUCCUCGAGUACGGUUUCCAUCCUCGCGUGCAGCGCUGGGUCAUCGGUCAGUGUUUGUGCACUGAGCCGAGGUCGCUGGCCUCCUAUGGGGUGCAGAAGGACGGCGAUACGGCAUACCUCUACCUGAUAUCUGCCCGACAGGCCCGCAUUACCCGCCAGCUGUUCCAGCAGGACCUGGAGAGCGCCUUCCUUGCUCCACCCCUCCCACCAGGCAACGGCCCCACCUCCCAAGACUGGAGGGGCUACAAUACUCUGCCUUCAAGGCUCAUCCAUAACAAACAGGGGAGCCCAAGUGGUGGAGCCGACAGAACGGGUGACGUCAAAGAUGUUCUUGACAUUGAGAAUCUGCAGCUGAAUGAUCACAGCAACAAAGCCAGUAAAACACAGCAGACAGAGUGGGCUUGUCCCUCAUGCACUUUCAUCAACAAGCCGUCACGUCCAGGCUGCGAAAUCUGCGCUACAGCCAGACCUGACUCACACAUCCAUCAGGAGAAAGGGAGGAGGGACGACCGAGGAGAGUCUGGAUUAAGCAGCAGCUGACUGCCCAUCAUCGCUGUCUGCUGGCCGUCUCAUCUCACUCACGUACACACGCAUAACCACACAUCCAUGCACAGAGGAGAUGCUAAAUCUGCCUCUAACAUGUUGACAAAUACUCACAUAAAGCCUGUCGAGUGCACUGAGAGUCCUCUGACAGCUGUCUGGCUGCUAACGACCGGAGUGUUUGAAGCACUGUAGCAUGACGCAGAGCUGCACUGGCCGAGGAUUAGACCACAAACUGCAGACAGAGAGCGUCACAUCAACAUGGACAUGAUCAUGACAUACAUUUGGACUGACCUCUUUGUUAUUUAUUUAACAGGGUGUAUGUGUGUGGUGCAAACACAGACGGCCUGGUAUUUAUUUUAAGGGAGAGAGACGUGAUGUGAGUUCUUUAGUUUCUGAUGGAAAGAAAGAGGGACUUUCAGUUUGUGCAACUGUGAAGUGAGAGAAAAAGGUGUAGCCUUGUGCAAUGCCCUGCUGUGUAAGUUUGUCUGUGCGUCAUCCAUUGGUGGCAAAAUCAUGCAGGAUGCCGUGGCUGAGGAAAGACGGUGUGUCACGUUUACAGGGUGUUCAAGUGCUUUUAUUUUUUAUAUCGUUGUGUUAUGUGUUUUCUUUCUAACAGGACGCAUUGAGUACUUGAUGUACGUUUUAGCAGUUGAUCUAAUUUUACCCAGUUCUCUCUCAGCUGUGACAGCAAUGGAAUGACCUGUUUUCAGUACAUAAGAUUGUAAAAUAAUGCAUUAGCUGAAUAAACAUAAUGGAACAAAA
Messenger RNA from Cheilinus undulatus (humphead wrasse), 2290 nucleotides. RefSeq names its product ranBP-type and C3HC4-type zinc finger-containing protein 1-like. NCBI's taxonomy places the organism in Eukaryota, Metazoa, Chordata, Actinopteri, Labriformes, Labridae. Bases 215 to 1525 code for a protein of 436 amino acids. The record is from RefSeq and is a predicted model, not a curated record. The transcript has 9 exons.